This is a messenger RNA of Strongylocentrotus purpuratus (purple sea urchin), 3233 nucleotides long. RefSeq lists its product as uncharacterized. Bases 354 to 998 code for a protein of 214 amino acids. Lineage: Eukaryota; Metazoa; Echinodermata; Echinoidea; Camarodonta; Strongylocentrotidae. The record is from RefSeq and is a predicted model, not a curated record. The transcript has 12 exons.
CUUCAUGCAAGAGUACCGGGUGUUGGCAUUUUUGGUGGCAUGCUGUGUGUGUAAUAUACCAGGGGGACACACAAAAUCGGCCAACUUCUCGUGUUACAAACAAGACUGGAAUUCUGUCUAGAGGAAAAAGACAAUCCAAGGAGGAGUGUAAGUGGAACCAAUACUGGGACUCAACUACUGCUACUAGUAGUUGUGAAUUGUGCCUAUGUCCUGCCGGUCAGCGGAACACGGCUACUUGUGGGGAUGGCGUAGGAGGAAAGGUUUGCCAGGAUUGUCCUAAUGGGACAUUCCGUGGUGCUGAAGCUGAUUACCACACCUGCCGACCAUGUACCAUCUGUGAUCCAGAUGCCAAUAUGAAAACUGAGUGCACCAGGACAGAGGAUACACAAUGUGAAUGUAAGGAAGGUCUUGGAACAAUUAAAGAUCACUGUGUAAGCUGCCGGGACCAUCCUCGUGCUGAUGGCUGUCAAACCGAAGACGUGAACACCACCCCAGCACCUCAUGGGGGAGAAGACGGCAAUUCCAACCAAGAUGAUGGCAAUCCUGACCAAGAUGACAGCAAUCCCAACCAAGACCUAAAAGAAUCUAAAAAUGGUCAAGAGAGAGGAUUGUCAACGGCUGGAUUGGUACUCAUUUGCCUUUUUUGUGGCAUCGUUAUUGGCAUCGUUAUUUGCCUUGCCAUUCUGGCCCUGGGUAUUUGGUUACAUGGAAAAUUUGGAAACAAAAAAAGAAAUGCCAAUGGACAAACAAAUUCUCCUCAACUAACGGCGGAGACAACCACUCCACAUGACACAACCACUCCAGCAUCAGCAAGGGAUAGAGAAUCUGAUGCACCUGUGCAUGGAAAUGGAGAAGCAACCCUUGCAAACGGCCCUUCAAGCUCCAUCAAUGCCAAUAAUAUUUCAACAUCUGGAGAACAACCAAGCAGUAAUUCUCCAUUUGAAGGACUCGAGGGGAAAAAUGUGUUUGUACCUAAGUCUGACGAGUCCAUUGCGUAAACUCUCCAAAGGAUGCUCACACUCCAAGCUGCAAAUGAUGCAUUAGCAAGCAAUGGAGAAACUGAUGCACUGGUGCAUCAAAAUGGAGCAGUAACCCAUCCUAACAGCCCUUCAAACUCCAUGUGAGGAAACCUUGUUUUGUCCUAAAUAAGAAAAGAUAGGUAUACUGUUAUGCUGAUAUGUUAUUAUAUGUUAUAUUAUAUUAUGCUGAUAUAUGUGGUGUGUGCAAGUCCAGGUUAUUUUGUCCCAAACCCAGCACAUUGAGGAUUUUAGUAUGGUAGAGGGUCCUAAAGCAAUGCAGCACGUAGAGCGCGCCAAACUUCUGAUGUGACUGAGCAAUGAGAAUCUUAAUGAGGUUUGUCAAAAAUUAUAAGUUAUUUUUCUUUAUUUUUGUGAAAUUAUCAGUACUUGGAUAGAAAUAUGGGUGAAAUUCCAAUCCGUCAGCUUAAUAAUCAAGAACUGCAUUCCUCCCAAAUCGGACAUGGGCAUGGAUAUCAAAUUAAAAAUGAAAGAGAGAGAGAGAAAGUGAAAGUGAUAGUUAUUUACCUGACAGCUAAGAAAGUAAUAAAUGCAUGUUAGUACCGGUAAGCAAACAAAAAUGUGUGUUAUUUACAUGUGUUUAUCGUUACUUUACGAUUUAACUAUGUAUAAUCAAGAUAAGAAGAAAUUUGUGUCGACCACUGAAUUAAAUUACUUUACAGCUCGUAAUAACAAAGUGUGUAGCUUUUGGUUCCCUUUUUGGUUUCAUAAUAUAUCUGAUUCUUGUAAUAGUGUGAAAGCUGUGUUAGAGUUUGGAUCUCACCAGUCAGUAUCAAGUAACAUGACAGUUUUAUGUCAAGUUAUGUUCCUAAUACCAUAAUACUUCAUAAUGUAUGGGACAUCAAGGGACCAAAUUCAUUGUACUUGCCCAUACAUGUAUAUGCCUUGCUUUUUUAUAGUAAGAUUUGAUAACUUCUAAAGUGGAAUAGUACAGGUACUCUAAAAACAGUACUUAAUUAUACAUGUGUAGACAUGUAUGUGUGUUUUUUUUCUCAUGGAUAUGUAGAUUGUGGUGUGAAGGAGUAAAUGGGAUAUUCCUAAACAUAGCAUUCAAUGUUAUUUGAUUGACCUUUACGUCAAUAAAAGCAGAAGAAUGGGAGAAACAGAUCAGUUAAUAUUUCAGUAAAAUUUGAGAAAAGUUUUAAGACAGUCAUUAAUUUUUACAAACUGUAAUAGAUCAAAGUGAAAUAGGGAAAGUCUGUGAUGUUACUUUCUUUCUCUCUCAUCUCCAUUUCACUGAAAAUGUUCCCUUUUCUUGGAUGCCGAUGAAGGAAUAUACUAUUUCAUCAGGAGUUUUGUAUAAAUGUGUGUAUAAUGUUAAUGUAUAGUUAGGUGCAUGUGGAAUUGAAUAUUUUUUUUAAGAGGGAAUAUGAUUUAGUGAUUACCUGUAUAAGUUGUCGUAGACCAACUAGAUGCACAGAGAGAACAUACGUAGUAUCACCAGAUUCGUGCACCUUGCACAAUGCGGGACAAUUUAGGUGGACGUCUAUGCAUUCCUAUAGAAUUCAUUCUUUCCUUUUUUGUAUACGUUUAUAACCCAUGUUGAAUGUUAAUGUUGUCUUUUGGAAUAUGAGUUCUCUGUUAGUCUACACAAUUCAUCUAGUCAGGAGAGCUAUGACAAGCAAGAAGUGCCUUUGUCAUACUUCAGAGAAUGAACAUAUAUCUAAAUAACAGUUACUCUGGUAUUAACUACAUCUAUCUCUUUAUAGGUGUCUUGUAGUAUAAAAAAGUGAUGAUAAAUAAAGAUAUAAGUACAAUAAACCAGUUUGAGAUACAUUUGCUAUCUGCGCAUGAGCAGAUAAGGUCAUUUGUCACUUGGUAUGAAUGUGGGAUAUAUGUUUGUGAAAGUUAUGUAAUCAUUAUUCAUCUAUGCACCAGUGGUUCAUUCCAUGAUAUUCAAGAGAAAGUAUUCGUCUCAUGAGGGAAAAGAAUAGCUUUUCAUGAAAACCCUCCAUCACUCUGGCAGGCAUCAUUCUAAAAUGCCCAAAGCGGGAAUUCUCCAUGUUAAAAAUAUCUGUGGAUAUCUGUUAUUUGCACAUGUGUUAAACUCAGAGGUGGUCUUUGUAUCAGCAUAUUUUUUGAUGCACUUUUCGUUAGGGUUUACCUCUAUGCCAAAUUUGAUCUGCCUUUGAUUCUGAUUCAUGAGGCUACUUGUACAUGUAUGUUUGUCAAGAUAAAGUAAUGUAAGUUCUACUA